Recurvomyces mirabilis is the source of this 1089-nucleotide messenger RNA. RefSeq names its product D-amino acid oxidase (gene DAO1). The coding region runs from base 1 to 1089 and encodes 362 amino acids. The transcript has 5 exons. Lineage: Eukaryota; Fungi; Ascomycota; Dothideomycetes; Mycosphaerellales; Teratosphaeriaceae. Gene Ontology annotation, biological process: D-amino acid catabolic process. Gene Ontology annotation, molecular function: FAD binding; D-amino-acid oxidase activity. The record is from RefSeq and is a predicted model, not a curated record. Gene Ontology annotation, cellular component: cytoplasm.
AUGUCUCGGAACAUCGUGAUUCUCGGAGCCGGGGUGACAGGUCUGACAACGGCUCUGCUGCUCGCACGUGAUGGCACCAAUAACAUCACCGUGGUUGCAAAGCACAUGCCUGGAGACUAUGAUAUCGAGUAUGCCUCCCCUUGGGCCGGUGCAAACUACUUGCCUGUUGCGAAACCAGGAACGCCAUCUGAGAGCUAUGAGAGGAAUACAUGGCCAGAGCUUGCACGCUUGGCACAAGAUCUGCCAGAGUCUGGCAUUCACUUCCAAGAUUCCGUCAUCUAUCGACGAACCAAAGACACCGGUACAGCAGUCGGCGACUGGGUUGCCGAACUUUUGAAAGAAGAUGCCUGGUUCAAAGAUGUCGUACCAAACUUCCGGGUACUGGCAAAGUCCGAUCUGCCAGAAGGUAUAGACGGAGCUACAGGUUUCACUUCCGUCUGUAUCAACACAGCUCUCUACCUUCCUUGGCUGGCAUCCCAAUGCCUGAAGUAUGGCGUGGUUAUACAACGUGGCAUCGUUUCCCACGUUGCUGAAGCAGUCAAACUACACCACACCGGCAGACGUGCUGAUAUGGUAGUCAACUGCACGGGGCUGUUCUCGCUCCACUUAGGCGGCGUCGAAGACAAAGCAGUGUACCCAGCUCGAGGCCAGAUCGUUAUCGUCCGCAAUGACCCUCACAUCAUGGCGUCAGUCUCUGGCACGGAUGAUGGCCCGGACGAGGCUACUUAUAUCAUGCAUCGAGCAGCCGGAGGUGGUUGCAUCCUAGGCGGCUGUCUGCAAAAAGACAACUGGGAAAGCCAAGUUGAUCCCAAUCUGGCCAUUCGAAUCAUGAAGCGAGCAAUCGCCUUGUGCCCGAAACUAGUCCCGGAAGGCAAGGGCAUCGAAGCAUUGAGUAUUAUUCGACAUGGCGUGGGACUGCGACCUAUGCGUACUGGCGGACCGAGGGUCGAGAAGGAGGUCAUCGAAGGCGUCAAGGUGGUACAUAACUACGGGCAUGGAGGCUAUGGGUAUCAGACCUCUUAUGGUGCUGCACAGGUUGCGAAGGAGCUUGUCGAUGAGUCGCUGCCAUCGACACUGGCGAAGCUGUAA